AUGCCCGGUUCCAAGGCACGAUCGAUGGUCAAGCCUCCCGUGCGCCCGCGAGUCCGUCGCGAGCCACUGAAGGAGCGCCACACGCCACAGACCUCCAAUGUGGUGUCACCAGCCACACCUGAGCGGUGCCCUCGACCCGCCAGUCAUGAUGCCACACCAGCUCGCGUUCAAGCCAAUGCCUGGAAAGAGCAAGACCUCACUCGUGUUGCCCCGCGCCACAUGAACAACAGUCCCACGGUGAUUGCCAUCAACCCGUACAAGGCAGAUAAGGCUGACGACAGCGAUGCCAAUCGCCAGUUGCAGUACGCACAAGCUUCUUCGUUGGACACCGUUCCUGUGCACCUGUACACAGUCUCGGAGCGCGCCGUACGCCAGCUUCAAGCCUCGCAUGCUCGCCAGGCUAUCAUUCUCUCCGGUCAAUCCGGAGCUGGCAAGACCUACUCGGUGAGCCGCCUCGUAACUUACAUUGCACAGCGACUCUCGGGCGACUUCACAAAAAAUGGAGCAGACGCCAAUGUUAGCACAAUUCAAGAUCAGGUUGCAGCAACCGGGCCUAUCUUCCAGGCCUUUGGCAACGCGCGCACCGUCAAUAACCCCAACAGCAGUCGCUUUGGCAAAUAUUUGCGCUUGCACUGCAACGACCAAACCCAAGUAUCCAGCGCGUCUAUUGAGGUGUAUCUGCUGGAGACCAGUCGUGUGGUCCACCAGCAAACCGGGGAGCACAACUUUCAUUGCUUUCAUCAACUACGCUCUGCCUACGAGCAAGGGCUUGCGCCCUGGGGCUCAGAUGUUGUGUCCAAAGCCGAUGCUGAUGCCAUUUGGAGCCAGCAAACGAUCGUGCCCCCAACGCAUCCUGCAAGUGAGGCAAGCGCAGCUGGUUGGGCUGAACUGACGGCUGCACUCGGCUGUGUGGGCUUUGGAUCCACCGAGGUCCACCGCGUAGCUCAGGCACAGAAACAGUGCAAGCUUUCUCUACCCACUCACUUUGCAUUGACUUUCACUUUGCACGGCUGUAUCCGCCUGGCAACCCUUGAAGCUCCCGUCGACGCUCGCUUCGUGCAGCUUGCUGCCAAGCUGUUGCAGAUUGAUGCGCAUCAGCUUUCCAUCUACAUUUAUCACCACGCCAUGAUUGUUCGAGGCGACUCCUUUGUGUCGCCUCGAACCGUCGCUGAAGCUCGAGUCGUCAUCAGCAGCCUUCAGACACAGCUAUACCAGCUUCUCUUCAGCUUUAUCACUGACCGCCUCAACAGCACCCUGCGCCCGGCUCACGCAGCGGCCGAAGAGGCGACAUCAAUCGACUUGCUGGACAUCUUUGGCUUUGAGCGCUGUCAGACCAAUGGGUUUGAUCAGCUCUGCAUUAAUCUCGCCAAUGAGCAACUGCAAGAGCACUACUUGCAUCAGCUGGUUGAGAAUCAAGCGCAGAUCUUGCGUGAUGAGGGCAUCUGUGAGCUUCCAGCACAGCUCAAGCAAGAAACUUGCAUGGCGUUGCUGGCCGGUCGGGGAGGUAUCCUAGACUUGCUCGACGAAGAUAGCCGGCUGAAGCGCGUUGCAGCCACGUCGAAUGAAGCAGCUUUUGCCGAGCGUCUUCGCGGGCUCGCAGGCCCUUGGCUGCAGGAAGACCGUAGCCGUGAUGGAACCUUUGCCGUUCGCCACUACGCCGGCCGUGUUCACUAUGACGUUCUAGACAUGCCUGCUCAAAACAAGGCCAAGCCCUAUCAAGGCCUAGUCGAUUUGUUGGCAUCAACACGCUGCAGCCUAAUGCAAGCCAUCAUGCAGCAUGCCCCAACCUCCAAGGUUGGACAACGGCGCGUUGAUACUGUAUCUUCGGCCUACAAAAAGUCUCUCCGCCAGUUGUUUGAACAUCUGAGCUCCGUGCAAAGCCACUAUCUGCGGUGCAUGUCUUCAAACGAUGCCUGUGCCGCGUGGCACUUUGAACCAGAAACGGUCCGCACACAGCUCGAAGCCGCCGGCGUGCCCCAAUCUCUUGAAGUGUUUGCACAUGGACGUCCAGUGAUGUGCACGCUGCAGCAACUGCAAGCCCGACUUCCUGUCUUGAUUCGACCCGUGCCGUGCAAUUUGCAAGAGGCAGCUGCUCGUCUACAGGCUCAGCUUGGGCGCUGGCACUACUACAGCACCGAUGGCGCUUUGUCAACGGUCAGCAACGCCAAAGGCGCGCUGCAGAAGCUGAGCGCAUGGCAAAGGCCCAGCAGGUUGCAGAAGCUGAGCGCAUGGCAAAGGCCCAGCUUGCAGAAGCCGAGCGCAUGCACGCACAAGCAGCUGCAAAGGAGCCUAUCCACAAGCCUGAGGGCGCAAUGA
Molecule: messenger RNA, 2316 nt
Organism: Monosiga brevicollis MX1
Lineage: Eukaryota; Choanoflagellata; Craspedida; Salpingoecidae
Exons: 18
Coding region: 1-2316 (771 amino acids)
Biological process (GO): vesicle transport along actin filament; actin filament organization
Cellular component (GO): myosin complex; cytoplasm; actin cytoskeleton
Molecular function (GO): ATP binding; actin filament binding; microfilament motor activity
Source: RefSeq, a predicted model, not a curated record